Molecule: messenger RNA, 1233 nt
Organism: Mycosarcoma maydis (corn smut)
Lineage: Eukaryota; Fungi; Basidiomycota; Ustilaginomycetes; Ustilaginales
Exons: 1
Coding region: 1-1233 (410 amino acids)
Cellular component (GO): plasma membrane; endoplasmic reticulum; Golgi apparatus
Source: RefSeq, a predicted model, not a curated record
AUGGCGAUCUUCAAGAGAAACCCUCGCGCGACCGAUGCAGGCGACGCAGUACAGAACGGCUCCUCCAAUGACGCAGACAGCGACGCUUCAUCCGCCAAAGGUCUCCGCAAAUUUGCCCAGCGUAAACCUGCCAAUACCGCCUUCAAGCAGCAGCGUUUGAAAGCAUGGCAACCCAUCCUCACUCCUCGCACCGUCCUGCCCGCCUUUUUCCUCGUCGCCAUCAUCUUCGCACCCAUCGGUGCCGUUCUGUACUACUUUGCCGAGAAGGUCAACGAGUUUAGCCUUGACUACACCCAGUGCUCCACUGCACCCGCCGUACCCACACAGGCACAAAUCCCUUCCUCCAAAUACGACUACCAGUUGCACGACAAGAACACGUCUAACUUCCAGCCUCCCACCUGGUCGUGGGACGCUUCCACCCGAACCUGCAACCUCUACUUUAGCGUCCCCGCACGUCUCGAUUCCAGCGUGUUUCUCUACUACAAGCUCACAAACUACUACCAGAACCACCGACGCUACGUCAAGUCGUUGGACUCGGAUCAGUUGAAGGGCAACGCCGUCGCCUACGGUACCAUCUCCGGAGGAACGUGCAAACCAGUCGAUGUGGACCCGUCUACGCAAAAGAUUAUCUACCCAUGUGGAUUGAUCGCCAACUCGGUGUUCAACGACACGUUCGGUGAUCCCGUAUUGCUCAACGUGGCCGGUUCGAAUUCGCCCAAUCAGACAUACGUCAUGAGCGAAAAGAACAUCAUCUGGCCCGGAGAGAAGGACAAGUAUUCCAAAACAAAGUACAACGCCGACCAGAUCAUACCGCCUCCCUAUUGGCAAGGUGCCACCGGCAAGUACGGUUACGGCAGCGGCUACACGGACGACAACAUCUUUGACCCCAGCCAAGACGAACACUUUAUGGUCUGGAUGCGCAUCGCCGGCCUCCCAACGUUCCGCAAACUGUACAAGAGGAACGACACAGCCGCCAUGGAACCAGGAAGGUACCUUUUGCAAGUGGUCGACAACUAUCCCGUCGCAAUGUUCGACGGCACCAAGUCCGUAGUCUUCAGCACAAGCAGUUGGGUCGGUGGCAGAAACCCUUUCUUGGGCCUCUCGUUCAUCGCCGUCGCCGCAUUCGCCGUAUUGCUCGGUCUCGUGUUUACAGCAAGGCAUCUCAUCAAGCCCAGAAAGUUGGGCGAUAUGAGUUACUUGAGCUGGAAUCAGCCCGAGAACAAAUCAUCAUGA